AGACUGGCAUAUGAUGGGAGGCAGCCAAUGACUCCGCGGCGCUCCUCCGGGGGCCCUCAGUGUGCGUUUGAGGAGAACAAAAAAGAGAGAGAGAGCCGAGCGGGGGAGCGAGCGAGGGAGCCGAGCCGAGAGAAAGAGCUGCCGGGCGCUGCCUCGCCAAACCUCGCAGGGACCGCGGGGCCACCGGGAGGCACUUUUGUGGAGGGGGGAGGGGGGGCGACCUCGGCAGCCGCGGCGCCCCAGCGUCCGAGCGCAGCGUGGGGCGGGCUGCGACCUCUGCCUCGGUGGAUUGCGUUUUUAAUUAAGGAUUCCCAGCAGCUCUUUGGGAUUUUUACAGCUUCCACUCAUGUGUUGACACCCGCGUUCAGGAGAAACUCGCUCCAAGUGCAUCUAGCUCCUGGGACCUGAGACGGAGUUGGCCUUUCAUGCAUGCAAAUCCAGGGAUUUGGAUUUUGUUUGGGAUUUUUCUUUCUUUCCUUCCCCCCACCCCUUCUUUCUUUUUUGCAGGGAGUUGAGGGUAUCAACAAGCCUACCUUUCGGAUCCUGCAGGAAAAGCCCAUGUAGUUACGCGCUUGGGUUUUAAAGGCAGGGCUUUCCAGACACAUUUGGGGGUUCGACGCGAGCGCUUUGUGCUCAUGGACGAGCCGCGCAACUUUUGAAGGCUCGCCGGCCCAUGCAGGGUCUUUCUAACUGCGCGCUGCCUGCAGCCCCCCUAAAGCGCGGGGGCUGGAGUUAGGCCGGCCGCCGAGAUCCAUGUAGCCGCUGGCCAAGCGCGGACUGUGGCUCGGCGCGCGCUUGUUCCCGGCUGUCCAGCCCGGGCGAGCUCCCUCAUGUUGCAGCCCUGCUGUGCCCCUUCGACGACAGGCUGUGCGCGGUCUGCACGGCGCUCCGCGGCGGAGCUUCAUGUGGGGCUGCGGCCCGCGCAGCCGGCGCCUCGCUGAGGGAACGGACCCCUGGUAACCGGAGACCGCCUCCCUCCCACCCCUGGCGCCAAAGGAUAUCGUAUGUUCAGGUCCAAACGCUCGGGGCUGGUGCGGCGACUUUGGCGAAGUCGUGUGGUCCCCGAUCGGGAGGAAGGCGGCGGCAGCGGCGGCGGCGGUGACGAGGAUGGGAGCUUGGGCAGCCAAGCUGAGCCGGCCCCGCGGGCACGAGAGGGCGGAGGCUGUGGCCGUUCCGAAGUCCGCCCGGUAGUCCCACGGCGGCCCCGGGACGCGGUGGGACAGCGAGGCGCCCAGAGUGCGGGGAGGCGCCGGCGCGCAGGGGGCCCCCCGAGACCCAUGUCGGAGCCGGGGGCCGGCGCCGGGGGCUCCCUGCUGGAUGUGGCGGAACCGGGAGGCCCGGGCUGGCUGCCCGAGAGUGACUGCGAGACAGUGACCUGCUGUCUCUUCUCGGAGCGGGACGCCGCUGGCGCGCCCCGGGACGCUGGCGACCCCCUGGCCGGGGCGGCCCUGGAGCCGGCGGGCGGCGGGAGGAGUCGCGAAGCCCGCUCGCGCCUGCUGCUGCUCGAGCAGGAACUGAAGACAGUCACGUACUCGCUGCUGAAGCGGCUCAAGGAGCGCUCGCUGGACACGCUGCUGGAGGCGGUGGAGUCCCGCGGCGGCGUGCCGGGCGGCUGCGUGCUGGUGCCGCGCGCCGACCUCCGCCUGGGCGGUCAGCCCGCGCCGCCGCAGCUGCUGCUCGGCCGCCUCUUCCGCUGGCCUGACCUGCAGCACGCCGUGGAGCUGAAGCCCCUGUGCGGUUGCCACAGCUUCGCCGCCGCCGCCGACGGCCCCACCGUGUGUUGCAACCCCUACCACUUCAGCCGGCUCUGCGGGCCAGAAUCACCGCCCCCUCCCUACUCUCGGCUGUCUCCUCAAGACGAGUACAAGCCACUGGAUCUGUCCGAUUCCACAUUGUCUUACACUGAAACGGAGGCCACCAACUCCCUCAUCACUGCUCCGGGUGAAUUCUCAGACGCCAGCAUGUCUCCAGACGCCACCAAGCCGAGCCACUGGUGCAGCGUGGCGUACUGGGAGCACCGGACGCGUGUGGGCCGCCUCUACGCGGUGUACGACCAGGCCGUCAGCAUCUUCUACGACCUACCUCAGGGCAGCGGCUUCUGCCUGGGCCAGCUCAACCUGGAGCAGCGCAGCGAGUCGGUGCGGCGCACGCGCAGCAAGAUCGGCUUCGGGAUCCUGCUCAGCAAGGAGCCCGACGGCGUGUGGGCCUACAACCGCGGCGAGCACCCCAUCUUCGUCAACUCCCCGACGCUGGACGCGCCCGGCGCACGCGCCCUGGUGGUGCGCAAGGUGCCGCCCGGCUACUCCAUCAAGGUGUUCGACUUCGAGCGCUCGGGGCUGCUGCAGCACGCGGCCGAGCCCGACGCCGCCGACGGCCCCUACGACCCCAACAGCGUGCGCAUCAGCUUCGCCAAGGGCUGGGGGCCCUGCUACUCCCGGCAGUUCAUCACCUCCUGUCCCUGCUGGCUGGAGAUCCUGCUCAACAACCACAGAUAGCAGCGGCCCCGCCAGGGGCGCGCAGGAGGCCGGGCGCCACCAUCACUCACCUCGGGAGGGGCCGGCGCCCAGAGACGCGGCCCCACGGACGAACCCCCCCAAAUAUCAUCUACCUAGAUUUAAUAUAAAGUUUUAUAUAUUAUAUGGAAAUAUAUAUUAUACUUGUAAUUAUGGAGUCAUUUUUACAAUGUAAUUAUUUAUGUAUGGUGCAAUGUGUGUAUAUGGACAAAACAAGAAAGACGCACUUUGGCUUAUAAUUCUUUCAAUACAGAUAUAUUUUCUUUCUUUUCCUCCUUCCUCUUCUUUAUUUUGUUUUUGUGUUGUUUAAGAAAAAUGAUACAGCAGAACUAGGUGGAAAAGCCUGGGUUUGGUGUAUGGCUUUUGAAAUAUUAAUGCCCAGACAAAAAGCUCAUAGCAGUCACUCGAUAAUAAAGUAUUCACGUU
Molecule: messenger RNA, 2939 nt
Organism: Marmota flaviventris (yellow-bellied marmot)
Lineage: Eukaryota; Metazoa; Chordata; Mammalia; Rodentia; Sciuridae
Gene: Smad6
Product: SMAD family member 6
Biological process (GO): cell differentiation; BMP signaling pathway; anatomical structure morphogenesis
Cellular component (GO): heteromeric SMAD protein complex
Molecular function (GO): transcription regulator inhibitor activity; I-SMAD binding
Source: RefSeq, a predicted model, not a curated record